Messenger RNA from Andrographis paniculata, 1893 nucleotides. Its product is annotated as thioredoxin reductase NTRC. The record is from RefSeq and is a predicted model, not a curated record. The transcript is spliced from 10 exons. Gene Ontology annotation, molecular function: thioredoxin-disulfide reductase (NADPH) activity. NCBI's taxonomy places the organism in Eukaryota, Viridiplantae, Streptophyta, Magnoliopsida, Lamiales, Acanthaceae. Bases 113 to 1705 code for a protein of 530 amino acids. Gene Ontology annotation, cellular component: cytoplasm. Gene Ontology annotation, biological process: removal of superoxide radicals.
AGGGAUAAAAGUGUAGAAGCGAACAUUUUUUAGUGACCAAAAUUGUGUGUCAGCGUGAGACCGAUUUUGGGUUGGACGCAUUUGCUGGAGGAUAUCGAGUUGUCCGAAGCCAAUGGCGCUCGUCCCUGCUGCUCCACACCCCAGGAUAGCCAACGCCGGAGGGCGCGUCGGAUUCCGUGCUGCCUGUUCCUUGAUGGCUACUCCGGUUUCAAUCGGAGGAAGAGGAGGAGGAGGGUUCACGCGCCGCCGACAACUCUGGCUCCGGGAUACUCGGUUGGGCCGCCGGCAUUUGUCUCGAUCCGGAUUUAGCAUAUCGGCGGCAGCAGCCGCGGAGGAGCAACCUACCUCUUCAGCUCAGGGUAUUGAGAAUGUGGUAAUUAUAGGAUCCGGCCCGGCAGGCUACACUGCAGCAAUAUAUGCUGGUAGGGCCAACUUGAAGCCGGUUGUGUUUGAAGGAUAUCAAGUUGGCGGUGUCCCGGGAGGCCAAUUGAUGACUACAACUGAAGUCGAAAACUUUCCAGGGUUUCCGGAUGGUAUUACUGGUCCUGACUUAAUGGACAGGAUGCGGCGACAAGCAGAGCGUUGGGGUGCAGAGUUACAUCAAGAGGAUGUGGAAUUCAUUGAUUUGAAGAACAGACCUUUUACAGUGGAAAGUGCUGAGCGCAAGGUACAAUGCCAUAGUAUUAUCUACGCCACAGGAGCAACUGCCAAGAGGCUAAACUUGCCUCGAGAAGAUGAAUUCUGGAGCAGAGGAAUCAGUGCCUGUGCAAUUUGUGAUGGAGCAUCUCCAUUGUUUAAAGGUCAAGUCCUUGCUGUGGUUGGAGGAGGUGAUACAGCUACAGAGGAAGCCUUGUACCUGACUAAAUAUGCUCGUCAUGUCCACUUGCUUGUUCGUCGAGACAGUCUCAGGGCAUCAAAAGCCAUGCAGGACAGAGUAUUCAACAAUCCAAACGUCACCGUACACUUCAAUGCACAAGUUGUGGAUGUAGUGAGCAACCCUAAAGGGCAGAUGUCAGGUGUAUUGGUUAAAAAGACCGAUACAGAAGAAGAAUCAAUUCUAGAAGCAAGGGGCUUGUUUUAUGGAAUAGGCCAUUCCCCAAAUAGUCAAUUGCUUGAGGGCCAGGUUGAUCUCGACUCCUCUGGCUAUGUCUUGGUUGAAGAAGGUUCUGCAGAAACUUCAGUAGAGGGCUUAUUUGCAGCUGGUGAUGUACAGGAUCAUGAGUGGAGGCAAGCAGUAACUGCAGCCGGUUCAGGAUGCAUUGCAGCUCUAUCAGUUGAAAGAUAUCUUACAAGCCAAAAUCUACUGGUUGAAUUUCACCAGCCGGCUCCUGAGGAAGCUAAGAAAGAGCUUACCGACAGAGACGUGCAAGAAGGUUUUGAUAUCACACUUACAAAGCACAGGGGACAGUAUGCUCUAAGGAAACUGUAUCAUGAAAGCCCAAGACUUGUAUGUGUUUUAUACACGGCACCGACAUGUGGUCCUUGUAGGACCUUGAAACCAAUUCUUAGCAAGGUCAUUGACGAGUACGAUGAGGCUGUUCAUUUUGUCGAAAUUGACAUUGAAGAAGAUCCAGAGAUUGCCGAGGCUGCUGGAAUAAUGGGCACCCCCUGUGUUCAAUUUUUCAAGAACAAAGAAAUGAUCAGGACUGUCUCAGGCGUCAAAAUGAAGAAAGAGUACAGAGAACUCAUAGAAGCAAAUCAGUGAGCGAUGUCGGUGAAGGUGAAAAAAAAAAAAAAAAAAAGAAAACCUCUCUCAUGGACCGCCUCAAUUCGAUUUUUGACAUGCAUUGCUAUCAAUGUACCUCCGCCAUCUAAAUCUGCACACUCAUAUACAAGCAUGUAUGUUGUAGAGGCCUUCCCCAUUGAAUUCUGAAUGCACAAUUUUUCACAUUG